Messenger RNA from Huiozyma naganishii CBS 8797, 783 nucleotides. RefSeq lists its product as uncharacterized. The record is from RefSeq and is a predicted model, not a curated record. NCBI's taxonomy places the organism in Eukaryota, Fungi, Ascomycota, Saccharomycetes, Saccharomycetales, Saccharomycetaceae. Bases 1 to 783 code for a protein of 260 amino acids. The transcript has a single exon.
AUGAAGUUCUUUAAUGUCGUUUGCGCUUUAGGCGCCAUCCAAAAGGCCUGUGCAUUCUCCUUCCCAGAAGCAGUCAAAGACACUCUAGAGUCUCAAUUGAACGUAACCGCUCAAUUGUUUCAAUUAGUGUUCCCAGAUUUUGACAUUUCGGGGAAGUUGCCUGUUUUGAAGGACACGUUUUCCGAAGUCGUGGAAAUCGUGACCUCAAGGGGAGGUUCAAAAUUUGACAUUGCCGAAGCCAUCGACAAGUUCAAUAGAACAAGUACCCAUUGGCUAACGGGCCUCCCCACCGACGACGAAGGCGCUGCUCAGUUGCGUUCAAAUAUGGCUGAGGCAGCGUCGAUAUGGGGAGAAGUCCAAGAGGACUUUGAAUCCUCCUCCCCACUGAGAAAGGUAGUAAGAAAAUAUAUUGCUCAUCAAUCACAAAAGGUCGAUGAGCUGGCAGUGGACUCGGAAAGCUACGGAGAUGACCUAGUGGCCCUGACAAAACACGUAGGUAAGUCAUUGAAGUCUUACCGCGUAACAAAAAGGGCAUUUAGGCUGCGGAAGCGUUCCGAAAAUACUGGGGAUGUUGAAAGUGAACUCGCUGUUGAGACAAUGGACGCGGCGGACGACCUGAAAUACCUGACGGAAAACAUUUUCGCGAUAAUUACGGGUCUCGCCUUUGUUCUGGUUUGUUGGUCACUAACCUUCCAUAUAUGUGUUGCUGUGUUGGGAACCUUGGUUACCAUCGAAGUAAUAAGAUGGAUCCUAGAGCUCGUCAAAUACCUCAACGAGCGUUAA